AUGAGAGUCUCUAAAUUCAUUAAUUCUAAAUACAACGGAGAUAUCAUCCAAGCUCAAAAACUCAAUCGUCAGUUUAUUAAAAAUCAUCCUUCUAUUGCAUUUACAAGAGCUGACAAGAGUAAUGCGGUUGUUGCUAUUGAUAGAGACUUGUACACGAAUCAAAUGGAGGAGAUGCUUUCUGAUACCAGCACGUAUGCUUUUGUAAAAAAGAAUCCAGUGAACUCUAUGUUGAAUUCUCUCAAAGAGUUGAUAAAGAGAUGGAAGGCUCGCGAUUACAUCACGGAACUUAAUUACAAAAAUUUAAAUACGUUUCUAACUAUCCUUCCUAGAGCCUAUGGAGUUCCUAAGAUCCAUAAACCCGGCAAUCCUCUCAGGACCUUUGGUGCUUCUAUGGGCUCUCAACUCUUUCCGAUCCUUGCAGACAUUGUAAUGCAGAAUCUUGAAACAUCCAUUUGUGAAUUUCUCUCUUUCCGUCUACCUUUACAUGUCAGAUACGUCGAUGAUAUAGCUCUCAUGGUUCCUAAAGAGCAAUUUGAUGCUGUUUUNAAUCUUUACAAUUCUUAUCAUCUACGCCUUCAGUUCACUAUGGAG
This is a messenger RNA of Pseudomyrmex gracilis, 591 nucleotides long. RefSeq lists its product as uncharacterized. Lineage: Eukaryota; Metazoa; Arthropoda; Insecta; Hymenoptera; Formicidae. The record is from RefSeq and is a predicted model, not a curated record. The transcript has 2 exons. The annotation marks the transcript as partial.